AUAUUGACCUCAAGGUGCUCGACCGCGCGCGCCGCCAUGGCCUCCAUCUCCGCCGCCGCCAAGGCCUCCGCCGCCUUCGCCCACAAGCACGAGCUCGCCGCGGCGGCGCCGACGCAGCAGCGGCAGUUCGCGAGCUCGAGGAGCCGCCGCGCGCGGGGCGGCUGCGUCCGCGCGGUCGCCACCCCCGCCCAGGCGCCGCGCGCCCCCGCGGCCACCGGCUCCGUGAAGACCCCGAUGACCACCACGGAGAAGAUCCUGGCGCGGGCGUCGGAGCGCGCGAGCCUCGAGCCCGGCGAGAACGUCUGGGUGGACGUCGACGUGCUCAUGACGCACGACGUCUGCGGCCCCGGCACCAUCGGGAUCUUCAAGCAGGAGUUCGGGGAGGACGCCAAGGUCUGGGACCGCGAGAAGGUCGUCAUCAUCCCCGACCACUACAUCUUCACCAGCGACGAGCGGGCCAACCGGAAUGUCGAUAUCCUCAGGGACUUCUGCGCCGAGCAGAAGAUUAAGUACUUUUACGAUAUCAAGGACCUCAGCGAUUUCAGAGCAAAUCCAGACUACAAAGGUGUUUGCCACAUUGCGCUUGCCCAAGAAGGUCACUGCAGACCAGGCGAGGUUCUCCUUGGUACUGAUUCCCAUACAUGCAAUGCUGGAGCCUUUGGCCAAUUUGCAACUGGGAUUGGAAACACUGAUGCAGGAUUUGUCAUGGGAACUGGGAAGGCUCUUCUCAAGGUGCCUCCAACUAUCAGAUUUGUAUUAGACGGAGAAAUGCCACCGUUUUUACUUGCGAAGGAUCUGAUUUUACAAAUUAUUGGCGAGAUAUCUGUAUCUGGUGCAACAUACAAAUCAAUGGAGUUCGUUGGAUCAACAGUAGAAAGUCUAACUAUGGAAGAGCGAAUGACACUCUGCAACAUGGUUAUUGAAGCUGGUGGAAAGAAUGGUGUCGUGCCUGCUGAUGCAACUACAUUUAAGUACCUUGAGGGUAAGACAUCUGUCGAAUAUGAACCUGUUUACAGUGAUGCUCAGGCCAGAUUUGUUAGUGACUACCGGAUUGAUGUAUCCAAAUUGGAGCCAGUAGUUGCCAAGCCACACUCGCCUGACAACCGUGCUCUAGCAAGAGAAUGCAAAGAUGUCAAGAUUGACCGAGUUUAUAUUGGUUCUUGCACUGGUGGUAAGACUGAGGAUUUCCUUGCUGCUGCGAAAGUGUUCUUAGCUUCAGGCGGAAAGGUUAAGGUUCCCACUUUUCUUGUUCCUGCAACACAAAAGGUAUGGAUGGAUGUAUAUGGCCUCACCGGCAUCACCGUUCCAGGAUCUGGUGGCAAAACUUGCCUCCAGAUAUUUGAAGAGGCUGGUUGUGAUACACCAGCUAGCCCUAACUGUGGUGCAUGCUUGGGUGGUCCUCGCGAUACAUAUGCUCGCAUGAAUGAACCUACGGUCUGCGUGUCGACGACAAACAGGAACUUCCCAGGCAGGAUGGGACACAAGGAAGGGCAGAUCUACCUGGCCUCCCCCUUCACCGCCGCCGCAUCAGCCUUGACCGGAUAUGUGGCGGACCCCAGGGACUUCCUGGUGUAGUGACAUUGGAACAGUGGAUCGGAUUGGAGCUACUUGCUGAGAUACCGUGCGUUGCGGAUUGUUCUGUACCAAAAUAGGUCUCUGUUUUUACUGUGCUUGAAAGCCUAGUUUUAGAUGCUGAGAAAUAAGUUACUUUCCAAGUAGCAGUUGUAACUGGGAGAGGUUUUGAGAUGUACUGUGAUUUGGUGACUUGCACUACCGAGUGUACUAUCAUGUAUAAACAUCAGUGUUACAGCGUCA
This is a messenger RNA of Lolium rigidum, 1815 nucleotides long. RefSeq names its product 3-isopropylmalate dehydratase large subunit, chloroplastic-like. NCBI's taxonomy places the organism in Eukaryota, Viridiplantae, Streptophyta, Magnoliopsida, Poales, Poaceae. The transcript is spliced from 13 exons. Gene Ontology annotation, biological process: amino acid biosynthetic process. Gene Ontology annotation, molecular function: 3-isopropylmalate dehydratase activity; 4 iron, 4 sulfur cluster binding. The record is from RefSeq and is a predicted model, not a curated record. Bases 37 to 1575 code for a protein of 512 amino acids.